Messenger RNA from Megalobrama amblycephala (Wuchang bream), 2590 nucleotides. It is a transcript of the gene pptc7a, whose product is annotated as protein phosphatase targeting COQ7 a. Bases 316 to 1209 code for a protein of 297 amino acids. The record is from RefSeq and is a predicted model, not a curated record. NCBI's taxonomy places the organism in Eukaryota, Metazoa, Chordata, Actinopteri, Cypriniformes, Xenocyprididae. The transcript has 6 exons.
CGUCGCGGCCUUCGGCAGUUCACGAACAGACACGCAAGCGAGAGCGCGCAGCGAUGGGGCUCAGCACGAGAAGAAAGAGUUUUAUAAAAGCCGGAUCGACUUGCAUGUUCUGAAUCGCAUCGGAUCGAUCACUAUGGAGAGCUGAAUGUGACUGAUUCGUAAAGACAGCGAGAAUUUGAAAGUUGAUGCUGUUGUAAGGUCGUUUAACAUUGUGGAUGCGGUUGUUGUGACAUCUCCAGACGUCAUCUAGGGCUGUGGAUCUGUUGUUAGUACUCGAGCUAACCCAAACUACCCCUGCAGCAGAGUCCGGGGGUGAUGUUGUCCGUUCUCUCGUAUGGUCGACUGGUGGCCCGGGCGGUCAUCGGCGGACUCUCUCAAACCGACAGCCGCGAUUACAGCCUGGUGUCGGCCAGCUUCGGCUUCGGGAAGGAUUUUCGUAAGGGGAUUUUGAAGAAAGGGAUGUGUUAUGGAGACGACGCGUGCUUUAUAGCCCGGCACAGAUCUGCUGAUGUGUUAGGCGUGGCUGAUGGAGUAGGUGGUUGGCGUGACUAUGGGGUCGACCCCUCUCAGUUCUCUGGGACGCUCAUGAGGACAUGUGAGCGGCUCGUCAAAGAAGGACGAUUUGUGCCAAGCAAUCCAGUGGGAAUCCUUACUACCAGCUACUAUGAGCUACUUCAGAACAAAGUACCGCUAUUAGGAAGCAGUACAGCGUGUAUCGUGGUACUAGACAGGCAGAGUCACCGGCUACACACAGCGAACCUAGGAGACUCUGGUUUUCUGGUGGUUCGAGGCGGAGAGGUGGUCCACAGGUCUGAUGAACAGCAGCACUACUUCAACACCCCUUUCCAGCUCUCUAUCGCCCCUCCUGAGGCAGAGGGCUCCGUCCUCAGUGACAGCCCCGAGGCUGCUGAUAGCUCAUCCUUCCAUGUCCAGUUGGGUGACAUUAUACUCACUGCUACAGAUGGUCUCUUUGACAACAUGCCAGACUACAUGAUUUUACAAGAACUCAAAAAACUCAAGAAUACCAACUAUGAAAGCAUCCAGCAAACAGCCAAGAGUAUUGCUGAACAGGCCCAUGUUUUAGCAUACGACCCCAAUUACAUGUCUCCUUUUGCACAGUUUGCCUGCGAUAAUGGCUUAAAUGUCAGAGGAGGAAAGCCAGAUGACAUCACUGUUCUGCUGUCAAUUGUAGCAGAGUACACAGACUAAUGUUUACAAGGGCUGCAAAAUGCUUCUCUUGUUGUCUUCCUCUCAGUCACUGGACUGGCAGCUGUUUCCUGCUGGCAGGAUUGAGGGCUGUUUGAGUUUUCUGUUUCUGGCAGGGACUUGGAGCCCACAUCUGUUCCCUGGGUUCUUCAACCUUACUAGGCCAUACUUCUAAUGAUGUCGCCAGCAGGCUCAAGUAAAAGAUCAGGACUGAUACGGACUGCUAAAGCCGAGUUGUGCUUGGCAAGGGCUACAACUGGUGUUGAAGUAUGUCUGUAAGAAUCACCAGUGUUUCUGUCAUCCAGUGAUGAAUGAGUAGGUGGUAAUGAUGUGGUUGAGAGUGAAGGGUCAAGAAGUCAAAAAUGGAGAAAGAAUGAGGGAAAAGCAAAGCAGAAAGGAAUAAUUUGAUUAGGGACAAGCAUCCCAAAUAAAGAAAGUUUCUGUAUCAAGAAGAAACAUUAAGAUAGAAGCGUUGUGCCAUGGGAGUCUUUAACCUUGCAAAGGCCUAAGGGAGAUGCCCUCAAGUUACAUGAAUCUUGAGAUGGCACGUUUUGCCUGUUUACUUUCCAUUUAAAAAGACACCCGAUCUGUAUCCUCUAGACAGACGUCAGCUGAGGACCAGCUGAGAUGUGAGGUUAUUAAGCACCAGUGUCUACUACAAAGUCUUCACUAGCUAAUGGACAGUUUGUCGUCAGUGUUGUUGCGUAACUUUACAAUACUAGAUUGACUAUGACGCUUAACCUCAUCAAAUUACUGUCAAAGUUAAUGAUCAACAAUAGAAAUGCCUUUCCUCUGAGAUAUUAACUGACGAAAGACACUUUUGCAGAACAAGUUCUCAUUAUAUAAAAUAAAACAGUAGGACAGGUGUUUUAAGCGAUUCGAAGUACCGGGCAAAUUACAGUUCUAGGGGAGACAGGAACAUUUCCCUUCAUAUUUAUUAAUUUUAAACAGUAUUACUCCACCAUUUUGAGUUUAACAUGAUUAUAGCUGUGCAACAGACUGAAAGGGAUUGUGGGAUGUGUUGAGAGGGAAAAAAAAGUCCCACUUAAACCACUUUUAAGAGGUUCACGUGCAUGUGGUGUGUGUGCGUGUAUGUGAGAGAGGAACGUUUACGAUGUGUAGAUAUUUGGAAAACUGGCUGUAUAUUUAUGUAUGACAUGUAUGCAUUUUGAAAGUGUAGUUAUUACACAUCAGAUGUAUAUGAGAAUAUAUUUGAUAAUUGUGUGGAUAUUCUGUGUUAAAAUAUUUUUCUUGCUUUUUUUGUAAAAUUUAAUUUUAAAAUAUCCAUCGAGGUGUUUACGCACAAAGCUAAUGCUAGCAUCUGUGAAUGCUUUCAGUGGGUAUGUCAUGGAUCACAUGAUCUAAUAAAGUUAUAUUUUUAUAA